GUGACUCCAACACGGCUGAGCGAGUGGGAGGGAGGCCUGGGAAGCAAAACAUGGCGAGAUAACAAGUUUGGCUGUUCGCUGCAGUUUGAGAAUGCAGAAUAUUUCCUGCAGUGCUGGAAUAGAGAUAGAACUUCUACAAUUUGGACGCCGGACAACUGAAGCGACGUUUAUUUUCAAACGUAUCGACGGUCCCCAGCUGUAGAGUAAUUACGGUGAACAAGCGCCUGUUUUUUCCUCUCCGGAAGGUUCGCGGUGGUAAGGCUCGACUGUCACAGCGCAGAAAAUGGAUGAAGAAGGAAAGUUUAUCCUGGAAAACGCUGUUUAGCUUGUUAGCUUAGCCGCUAUAUCGCGCGCGCUCAUUGGCACCUGACUUGUUUUGGAUCGCCUCGCGCUCCAGCAGACGUUGAGGGAUAUUUAACAAGUUUGACAGCUGACGUCGGUAACAAACCUGCGUGACAAUCGAAGACGCCGUUUAAUUUAAAAAUUUAAUUUUGUAAAUACUCCAUUUCAGGUUGGUGGUGACGGACCGCCAGUGUUCUGGUGCGGACGGACCCAGGCGCCAUCACAUCAAACGUUGCGUUCUCGCUUAAAAAGCUGCAAUUCCGUCACUGAGCUGUAGCGUUAACUCUUUUUUGACUGUUUUUAAUGUAAGAAAUGAUAUGCGACGCAUAUUGUAAUUUUUUCCCUCUGUAAUCACAUUAUGUGGGAUGUGCACGAGGAAAUUGACACCGCGUUUUGUCAAAAUGAGUCGAGUGAGGUGUUGCAUUAUCUACCCAUCUAUGGCCACAUCAAUCAGUCUGUCACAUCUUUGAUUUUGAGUUAUUUGAACAUUAAAUAGCUGCUGGCCACAGUUGACGUGUGCUGGGUACGUCUGUGGCACUUUUGUGUGCGAUGUGUUUGCUAAUCUAAGUGCUACCGGUGGUGUUCACUUUUCCGUAUCGUGAACAGACCGUUUGCUCUGUUGUCCCCAAAGAUAAGUAAUUGGCAGCUCCAGCUGAUUUCCUCUUAAGUACGUCUUGGUGUUAGGUGGCUAACUUUUGUUAGCCUACGUAAGUUUGGUCAGCAAUGUCUGAAAACGCCCCCACACGGAGCCUGGAUGAUAUCGACCUUGCAGCUCUGAGGGAUCCAGCAGGAAUCUUUGAGCUGGUUGAGGUGGUCGGAAAUGGGACCUAUGGGCAGGUGUAUAAGGGUCGUCACGUGAAGACAGGCCAACUGGCUGCCAUCAAGGUGAUGGAUGUUACAGAAGAAGAGGAGGAGGAAAUUAAAGCAGAAAUCAACAUGCUGAAAAAAUACAGUCAUCAUCGCAACAUAGCCACGUAUUAUGGUGCCUUUGUCAAGAAGAGUCCACCAGGACACGAUGAUCAACUUUGGCUGGUGAUGGAGUUUUGUGGGGCGGGCUCAGUGACUGAUCUGGUGAAAAAUACAAAGGGCAGCUCUCUAAAGGAGGACUGGAUUGCUUACAUCUGCAGAGAAAUACUAAGGGGCCUUUCUCACCUCCAUGCUCAUAAAGUCAUCCACAGAGACAUCAAGGGCCAGAAUGUGCUGCUGACAGAGAACGCAGAGGUCAAACUUGUUGAUUUUGGGGUGAGUGCUCAAUUGGACCGGACUGUUGGGCGUAGGAAUACCUUCAUUGGCACACCCUACUGGAUGGCACCAGAGGUUAUUGCGUGUGAUGAGAACCCUGACUCCACCUAUGACUACAGGAGUGACAUCUGGUCCUUGGGGAUUACAGCCAUUGAGAUGGCUGAGGGAGCCCCUCCCUUGUGUGACAUGCAUCCAAUGAGGGCCCUUUUCCUGAUUCCUAGGAAUCCCCCUCCGAAGCUCAAAUCCAAAAAAUGGUCCAAGAAAUUCAUUGAUUUUAUAGAGGGUUGUCUUGUAAAGACGUAUCCAAGCCGACCAUCCACAGAGCAGCUACUCAAGCACUCCUUCAUCAGAGACCAGCCUACCGAGCGCCAGGUCCGAAUUCAACUGAAAGACCACAUUGACCGUACACGCAAGAAAAGGGGAGAGAAAGAAGAGACAGAGUAUGAGUACAGUGGCAGUGAUGAGGAGGAUGAAAAUCGUGGAGAUGACCGGGAAUCAAGCUCUAUCCUUAACGUGCCUGGUGAGUCCACACUAAGACGAGACUUCCAGCGUCUGCAGCAGGAGAAUAAGGAGCGCUCGGAGGCUCACAAGAGGCAGCAAGCCCAACUAGCUGCUCAACGCAGAGACCCCGAAGAGCACAAGAGGCAACUGCUGCAUGACCGACAGAAACGCAUUGAAGAACAAAAGGAACAGCGCCGCCUACUUGAAGAGCAACAGAGAAAAGAGCGAGAGAUGGUGAGGCAGCAGGAAAAAGGUCCCCAUCGAAGACUUGACAAUAUGAGACGAGAGGAAGAUAGAAGGUUGGCUGAGAGAGAGCAGGAGUUUAUCAGACAUAAGCUCGAGGAAGAGCAGCGGCAGUUAGAAAUCCUUCAGCAGCAGUUGCUUCAGGAGCAGGCUCUGCUUAUGGAGUAUAAACGUAAGCAACUUGAGGAGCAGCGUCAGUCAGAGCGGCUGCAGAGACAGCUGCAGCAGGAGCAUGCCUACCUGGUGUCUCUGCAACAGCAGCAGCAAGAAAAGAAGCCUCAGCUCUACCACUAUAACAAAAACCUGGAGGCUAACAACAAGCCUGCCUGGGCCCGUGAGGUGGAGGAGCGCAGUAAGCUCAAUAGACAAGGCUCACCGAAAAUCUGCACCACUGUCUCUGAUACUGCCAUCCAGUCACGCUCAGACUCAAUCAGCCAGUCAGGAGUCCAAUCUGCUCAAACUCCCCCAAUGCAGAGGCCUGUGGAACCUCAAGGAGGGCAGGGCAAGUUUCAGAUGGCACACUUGGUUCCUCUGAAGCCUUAUGCUGCCCCUGUCCCUCGCUCCCAGUCCCUUUGCGACCAGCCGACUAAGACGAUGUCCGCCUUCCCCACCCAGGAUCCCUCCCUUACCCCUGCACCCCGCCCUAUCCACUCCAGAGAGCUGGUCCGUCAAAAUUCAGACCCCACCUCUGAAACGCCUGCACCACAGGCACACCAAAUCAGAGAGGAUCGUGGCCCCUGGAUUCGCCUGCCAGACGUAGAGCUGCCACCCAAGAUUCCUCAGAGAACAGCAUCUAUUGCUACAGCUCUCAACACCAACUUGACCUCUGGUAUAAGACAUCCAGUAAGAGCUAGUAACCCAGAUCUCAGCCGCAAUGAUCGUUGGGAGAGAGGAGACAGUAUGAGCGUUGUGUCCAACCUGCCUCAGACUGGCUCUUUAGAGAGGCACCGCAUCCUCAGUUCUUCCAAAAUGGAUUCACCAGUUCUCUCCCAUGACAGCCGUCACAAGCCAGGGGAGUCUCGCACCUCUUCACGGCCUGGACGCCCAGCUAGUUACAAGAGGGCCAUAGGAGAGGACCACGGCCUGUUUGCUAAGGAACGUGCUGAGGAGCAGCCGAGGCCUCCAGUCAAGGCCAAUGAUUAUUCCUCCUCUUCAGAAAGCAGCGAGAGUAGUGAGGAAAGUGAGACUGGUGAAGGAGCAGAGGAAGAAGAAAGCCCCACAGAUUGUCACAGAGAUGCAGACACUGAUUCAGUUAACACCAUGGUGGUUCAUGAAGAUGAGGGAGAAGUGGGGGAGGGAGAGCAGGCUGGAGGAUAUGGGGAUCAGACCAUGCUGGUGCAGAGGACCCCAGAGAAGCGGAGUCAUAAUGGAUACACUAACCUGCCAGAUGUGGUGCAGCCCUCACACUCCCCGACCGACUCAGCCACUCACUCUUCCCCUGGCAAGGACUCUGUGUAUGAUUAUCAGUCCAGAGGUUUGGUUAAAGCAUCUGGCAAGUCCUCCUUCACCACAUUUGUGGAUCUGGGAAUGUACCAAUCACCUGGAGGUACAGAGGAGAACAUGCCUGUCACUGGAUCCAGGUUUGAACAGCUGAAGAUGGAGGUGAGAAAAGGAUCUAUGGUGAAUGUCAAUCCCACCAACACACGGCCUCCCAAUGACACACCAGAGAUUCGCAAGUACAAGAAAAGAUUCAACUCUGAGAUCCUGUGUGCUGCGCUCUGGGGUGUAAACCUCUUGGUGGGGACAGAGAAUGGUUUAAAGCUCCUGGACCGUAGUGGUCAGGGUAAGGUCUACCCUCUCAUCAACUCCCGCAGGUUCCAACAGAUGGAUGUCUUGGAGGGCUUGAACCUGCUUAUCACUAUAUCAGGGAAGAAGAACAAGGUGCGUGUGUAUUAUCUGGCCUGGCUGAGGAAUAAGAUCCUACACAAUGACCCAGAGGUGGAGAAGAAGCAGGGCUGGACCACUGUGGGGGAGAUGGAGGGGUGUGUGCACUACAAAGUGGUGAAAUAUGAGAGGAUAAAGUUCCUGGUGAUUGCUUUGAAAAAUGCAGUGGAAGUUUAUGCCUGGGCCCCCAAACCUUAUCACAAAUUCAUGGCCUUCAAGUCAUUUGCAGACUUGCCACACAGGCCUCUGCUGGUUGACCUGACAGUUGAGGAGGGACAGAGGUUGAAGGUCAUCUACGGUUCAUGUGCUGGUUUCCAUGCCAUUGAUGUUGAUUCUGGAAAUAACUAUGAUAUUUAUAUCCCUGUACAUAUCCAGAGCCACGUGAUGCCACAUGCAAUUGUGUUCCUCCCGAGCUCAGAUGGCAUGGAAAUGCUGCUGUGUUAUGAAGACGAGGGCGUCUAUGUGAACACGUACGGACGCAUCAUCAAGGACGUGGUUCUGCAGUGGGGCGAGAUGCCCACAUCUGUUGCUCAUAUCUGCUCCAAUCAGAUCAUGGGGUGGGGAGAGAAGGCCAUUGAGAUUAGAUCUGUUGAGACCGGCCACCUUGAUGGUGUUUUUAUGCACAAAAGAGCUCAGAGGUUGAAGUUCCUUUGUGAGAGGAAUGACAAGGUGUUCUUUGCAUCUGUGCGGUCUGGAGGAAGCAGCCAGGUGUACUUCAUGACCUUGAACAGAAACUGCAUCAUGAACUGGUGAAGGAACAGCUGCUUUGGUGUGCGUGUGUGUGUGGUGGAAGGGGAGAAGCGCAUCCAUAUUCCCACAAACACAUGCGCUGCACCCCUCGUUUGUCUCCAGCUCUCUCUCAUUCAUGCCCCAAAGACAGGCAAACUGAACACAGUCAUUAAAUCCAUUCCAGCCUUCACUCGUUGAGAUACACUUUGUACCGAGCUGUGCUGGAAUAUCACAAAAAAUAGACAAGCUUCAGGUGUUAAUAAUGUCUACAGAUUUGUACUGUACAUACUCUGGUCUUGAUUUGCUUUACUUGGUGGAUUUGUGUUCAGUCAUCCCUGUUUAAUUCAUAAUCGUGGAGUAAACAUUCCUUGAUGGGUUCUACAGUACACUUUGAGGAAGCUGUUAUUUAUCACCAUGUCAGAACGUAGCUGUAAAUAGAAAGCAUGAGGCUUGGAAGCAUUUGCACAGCCGCCUCUGUUCAGCGUGUUCCCACAGGACGUGUGGAUGUCAAAGUAGUA
Molecule: messenger RNA, 5459 nt
Organism: Thalassophryne amazonica
Lineage: Eukaryota; Metazoa; Chordata; Actinopteri; Batrachoidiformes; Batrachoididae
Gene: mink1
Product: misshapen-like kinase 1
Exons: 32
Coding region: 1066-4965 (1299 amino acids)
Biological process (GO): protein phosphorylation
Molecular function (GO): ATP binding; protein kinase activity
Source: RefSeq, a predicted model, not a curated record